GUGAAAUGACAAUCUUGAAGACUAAACUGCCAUAAACAGAAGUAAGGGAAUAUUUGACAGACCUUUUUUUUUGAGCACCUAUUAUGUGCUUGCUUUGGGCUACAGAGGUCAGUCAUAAGAUAUUUGUCUUUUACGGUAUAGAAGAGCUCAGACUCCUGUGAAGAUUUCCGUGGUGGGGAGUGAGGAUGCGUUCCAAGAUUCCCUGUGAAAAAGCGUUUCAGUUAAUGAGUCCGGUCUGUAAAGGGGGUAUAUGUAGGCUUCAAUUAGUAAUUCAGUUUGAUUGAAAUAUAGCAGUGUUUCCUGGGCUUGAGUCAUUCUGCCAUUACCAUCUCCAUAUUCACCUGUGUUGUUAUUUAUUUAAUAUUUUUCUUUAAGUCAAUUUACAUUUUUGUAGUUAAAUUUCUUUAAGGAAACUUUGUAAUCUUGUGACAGUUGCCACUGGUAAGGUGCCUAUAAAAAUAAAUACUGUGAAAAUGAAACAGUGUUAUUAGUAUUGCCUGCUCGAGGCUCUGCAUCGAAUGCUGCUUGUUUUAAAAAGGGCGAUUGAUGUUAGAUGUUUAAGAGGUGUCUGUCAGGAUUUGAUUUUACCCUACUUGUAAGCUAAUAUUUUAUAGCCUGUUACUGUUUCAUGGAAGCUGGCAGAAGACGUGAGACUCCUGAGUCAGAGACAACUCACAGCACAGCAAACAGCAGGAGCAUCAAGUUUGUGUUGGUUGCUCUUAUUUCCCAACUCUUACAGGUGUUACAUGGAGAGGCCCAGACGGAUGCUACACAUUCGUUCUGAAGAUGAAGUGGAUGUGCUUUUACAUGGAACUCCUGACCAGAAACGAAAACUCAUCAGAGAGUGCCUUACUGGAGAAAGUGAAUCGUCUAGUGAAGAUGAAUUUGAAAAAGAAAUGGAGGCUGAAUUAAAUUCCACCAUAAAAACAAUGGAGGACAAGCUGUCCUCUCUGGAAACAGGGUCUUCCCUGGGAAAUGGGAAAGUUGGAGCAGUUCCCACAAAGUACUAUGAUGAUAUAUAUUUUGAUUCUGAUUCUGAGGAUGAAGACAAAGCAGCACAGGUGACCAAGAAGAAAAAGAAGAAACGACACAGGAUUCCAACAAAUGAUGAAUUGCUGUAUGAUCCUGAGAAGGAUAACAGAGAUCAGGCCUGGGUUGAUGCGCAGAGAAGAGGCUACCAUGGUUUUGGAAUGCAGAGGCCUCGUCAACAACAGCAGCCUGUUCCAAAUAGUGAUGCUGUCUUGAAUUGCCCUGCCUGCAUGACUACACUGUGUCUUGAUUGUCAAAGACAUGAAUCGUACAAAACUCAAUAUAGAGCAAUGUUUGUGAUGAAUUGUUCUGUCAACAAAGAGGAGGUUCUAAGAUACAAAACCCCAGAGAACAGGAAGAAGAGGCGAGGCCAUAAGAAGAUGAGGACCAACCGUGAAGAUGCUGCAGAGCAGGCAGAGACGGAAGUGGAGGAAAUCUAUCACCCAGUUGUGUGCACCGAGUGUGCCACUGAAGUGGCAGUCUACGACAAGGAUGAAGUCUUUCAUUUUUUCAACGUUUUAGCAAGUCAUUCCUAAGUAGCUAAGUUGGCGUUUAAUUGCCCAAUACUGUGUAUAAGGCAAGUAUGGACAGUUAUUUUUCUCCUGCCUCUUCAUAUCAAGUGACAUUCUAGUGGUUGUGUUUUGUCUUUAUCUUUUUGAAAGAGAAUGGUUAUCAUCCUUCAUCCCUCCCCCUCCUUUUUUAAAAACUUUUCCACAGCUCUGAUGGGACUGGUAAUUCAUUCCUUUUUGAUGGACCUUUGGAAACUGUGGGGCUUUUUAUUUAUCAAAGCCCUUUAAAAUUAAAGUGUUCUGGAGUUACAAGUAA
This is a messenger RNA of Equus caballus (horse), 1854 nucleotides long. NCBI's taxonomy places the organism in Eukaryota, Metazoa, Chordata, Mammalia, Perissodactyla, Equidae. The record is from RefSeq and is a predicted model, not a curated record.